Messenger RNA from Pomacea canaliculata, 1378 nucleotides. RefSeq names its product carbohydrate sulfotransferase 15-like. Gene Ontology annotation, biological process: hexose biosynthetic process. The coding region runs from base 1 to 1317 and encodes 438 amino acids. Gene Ontology annotation, molecular function: N-acetylgalactosamine 4-sulfate 6-O-sulfotransferase activity. The transcript is spliced from 7 exons. The record is from RefSeq and is a predicted model, not a curated record. NCBI's taxonomy places the organism in Eukaryota, Metazoa, Mollusca, Gastropoda, Architaenioglossa, Ampullariidae.
AUGAGCGAGGGAGCGGCUGAGUGGGUGAGUAGAGGAAUACUGUUCUUUCCACUUCUACUGAAAAAUAUAAUUGAAACUAAACUUGUGUCCUCAAGCUGUCAUGGUGGGCAAACACAGUUUCCUGCAGGUCGCCAUCAGUCGACGGGUUGUUGUUGUCUCCUCCCGUCAACUUCGUCGUCGCUUCGUGUCCUUGACCUUUGUUUCCUUCUGACCUUGUUGCUGCUCUUCGCACAUAGAGAGGAGUUGUGGAGACUGUGUCGACACGUCCUCAAGACGACAGAUGCACAAAGCCGAGAUCCGAACCUCGGCCUCCUCGUCGACCUGGGGCCGUCAACACCACCAGAGGCUUACGACCUCUUCAAGCUCGGUCCUUUCCACUUUCUUGAUAAUUUCCGUAACCCGUGUUGGUUGACAUCGGACACUGGGCAGCUGGCGUGUCUGCCCUUCUUCUUCCUGGCAGGCUUCCCCAAGUGCGGCACCACCGAGCUCUACGUCAAGCUCCACAAGCAUCAGCACGUGGCCAAGCUCCUCACAAAGGAACCUCACUGGCUCACCCGACUGCGCUACCAAAACGAAAGCUUCGAUAACUACACGUGGCUUAUCGCAAAGUCGUUGCUGAGGAAGACGAUGAGAUCGAGCCCUAGCCAGCAUAUGAAUUAUAAUCCCUAUAUUGUCGGCGAUGGCAGUGCGUCCACUGUGUGGGACAACGACCGGUGGUACAUGUUGCCUGACAGCAGCUACUACUCCGAGCCCUACGUCACCCACGCCGACUACGUGCGCCACCUACUUCCUGCUGCAAAGAUUAUCAUCAUUCUCCGAAACCCUACCUUACGGAUCUACUCGGACUACAAUUUCUUCUUCACAAACGGCAGUUUAUCUGAGUUUCACGAGUUGGCGGUGAAACAGAUGGAUAUUCUUAAGAGCUGCUUCGCACAGCACACAGUCCGCUCCUGUGUUUACAACCAGUCGUUAAAUUCUGUGUUCAGGAUACGCUUGGGUCUGUACCACGUGUUUCUCGAAGACUGGUUUCAGCGUUUCCCACGUGAUCAGAUCCAUGUUCUGCGCCUGGAGGACUUAGCGGUGAACGUGACUAGGGAACUGCUGACGAUAUACAGAUUUCUCGGCUUAGAGAACCCAAGCAAGACGACGCUAGCGGCGAUAACUCAGAAGGAAAGGCCGAGGAAGAAAGGAGUGCGCUCCCUUGCACAGGGCCCCAUGCUGAGGAUGACAAAGGCAGCCUUGGAUGAAUUUUACCGUCCUUUCAACGUGCGUCUCGCCUCACUGCUCAGUGACAUCCGAUAUUUAUGGGAAAAUUAAAUAAAACAAUUAUCACUAUAGACAUUGAAGUUUAACAGUUUACAAGGUUAAUACAUCAUCG